AUGGAAGUUGGCAACUCCAUCUCGGGGCAGCGCGAAACUGCGGCGGAUUCGACAAUCAUGGCGUUUGACCCAGAUCAGCGAUACAUACUGUCGACGUUGGAGAGGGUGGGUGGGGCGCUGUCGUUGGUCGGGGUCUCGUUGAUCUUUGUAACUUUUUACGCCUCGAAACGAAUCAGGACGGUGCCCAACACGUUCAUCUUGUUUGCUUCGAUUGCCAACGUCGGCGCCUGCGUUGCCAGCCUGAUUGCAUUGGAGGGCAUCGAGCAAGGAGAGACUUCACCACUAUGCCAGACCCAGGCCUUUUUGUUUGAGAUGUUCAUGCAGUCGGACCCCUGGUGGUCUUUUGCAAUGGCCAUCAACGUUUACCUGGUCUUUUUUUGGUCGACAAACCCGACGAGCUUUCGCAAUCAUCUAUGGAUAUACUGUGCCAUCUGCUUUGGCGUCCCAGCUGUGCCUGCUUUUAUAUGCCUAUUCUACAGGCCGGGCGGCGCUUAUAUCUAUGGCGAUGCGAUUCUGUGGUGCUGGAUCGACAACAAUUUUAACCAGCUCCGUAUUUGGACUUACUACCUCCCAAUAUGGAUUUGCAUCUUUCUCUCGGCUGUAAUUUAUGUGGCCGUGGGCUACCAGGUCUUUCACCAACGCAACCAGCUGCGCAACCUGACGCUCAGCAAUCCUGGCAAAGAGACAUCCACGUCCGACAGACGAGACUCUGCUGAAAAGGAUCUUGCCGGACAUGGAAGCUACUAUGGCACGGUGACUACCGAAGUCCAAGUAACGACCAUGGAUCACUGCUGUGAUGGGCACACAGCACAUUCCAUCACGCCACCACCAACACCACCCAACAACUGGAACUCAAACACAACCUUGGCCCCGCCACCCUGCUAUCAUCCGUGGAUCAGCACCGCGACAUUCCCAUUCGAUCUCGAGGGUUGCAAUGACGGCGGGCCUUCCCAGACGCACAUCAACAACAUCAACAACCAGAACGGCUUUGCGCAGUCUGGACCUUUGCCGCGACCUUUGAAUCCUUGCGGCAACGCCCAUUGUCACUAUGCAAACAUCCCAAACGCCAUUUUCCCAAUACCACCACCCGCUUCACCCACCACCACCACCACCAACAAUGGACAAGCAACAGCUUCCAGCGCUGCAACCCACACAAGCGGCCCGCCUCCGCAACCCCAAACCUACUCCACAACCUCGGUUAUAACCGCCGUACCCCGCCCGAAAAGGCGCAGUACGUCACGCCCCUCGGUGCUCACCCGUGUCCAGUCCUCGGGUCACCGCAUCACGGCCAAGCUCCGUCACAUGGACCCCGUCAAGCUCGCAUACCUGCGGACGUCGUUUGUGUUUGCCAUUUCCGUGCUUGUCACCUGGACGCCGAGCAGCAUCAACCGCGUCUACAACCUCAUCUACCCCGAGCAGAUCUCGUACGGUCUCAACCUGGCCAGCGCUGCCGUCCUGCCACUGCAGGGCGUCUGGAACGCCGUCAUUUACUUUUCCACCAGCCACAAGAUCCUGCGUGAGGAGUUUGAGCUCCUGUCGGCGCGUCGGCCGGUCCUUCGCAGGGUGCUCGCCUUCUUGCGCGUCGUCGACCCCAACAGCCCCCAUUUUGUCGGCGUCGAUGGCGGCUCCUUGGAUCGCGCCCGGUCAGCCGGUGUCAUGUCGGGGCCGACGGCCUGCCAAGGCGGCGCAGGCGUAUCUGUCCCCGUCGCGGCCGGCAGACUGUUGCGGCACUACAGCGCCGAUGUCGUCGAGAUGAGCACUCGGAAUCCCCGCGUCGGUAGUAACGUGCGGGUGCAGAAGGGUGGUCAUUUUGAUGUUAGCUUAUGA
This is a messenger RNA of Pyricularia pennisetigena, 1827 nucleotides long. RefSeq lists its product as uncharacterized. Gene Ontology annotation, molecular function: G protein-coupled receptor activity. The transcript is spliced from 4 exons. The record is from RefSeq and is a predicted model, not a curated record. Gene Ontology annotation, biological process: adenylate cyclase-activating G protein-coupled receptor signaling pathway; cell surface receptor signaling pathway. Gene Ontology annotation, cellular component: plasma membrane. Bases 1 to 1827 code for a protein of 608 amino acids. NCBI's taxonomy places the organism in Eukaryota, Fungi, Ascomycota, Sordariomycetes, Magnaporthales, Pyriculariaceae.